UAGUUAUAAUUGUAAACUUCAAAAUUAGAGGUUAGUUUAAAAUUAGUUAUUAAACAUUUGUAAGUUUAUAAGGACUUUUUUCCUUUUCCUUUUUUGACUCCUGACCAUAGUGAAAUUUCUGGUCAUUAUUGCCUAGUAUAAACUAUUUUAUUCUAGAGCCAUGGCACUUUGCAAGGUUAUUUGAAGUGCUGUGUUUUAUGUUACCUGUUUUAAGGUAAGUGAUUUCUGUGAAGUUCUUUUUGGAUAAAACAAAAUAGAUCAUGCAGAUGGGGUAUUAUAAGCUAGUUCUGUAUUACCACAGUUUUGGUUACUUCAGAACCACUUCAUUUUGGUGUGGCCUAGUGACCUCUUUGCUGAUAUACUUAUCACCAGAUAGAUAGAAGCUGCCUAGCCACAGACUUCAUCACCUUCUGAUUAAAUUUUUAUGUGAGAAUUUUUAAUUGUUAGUAUCACUUCUGAUUUAAUAUUUAGAUACACAUACAUAUUAUGUUUUUGAAAGUUCUUUAAUCCCACAGAUUUUCUUUGACUCUUUUUUAUAACUUUAAUUUUAUCCUAAGAUGAAGAUUAGACUGGGAUUUCUUAUACUCCUGGGUUCCAGUACCACAUAUAGCUACUGAUUAAGUCUGCUUAGUACAUUAAACAUUUUUGUUACAGUUUCCCUUCUGUAAACAAAACAUAACUGUAAGUCUCCUGUUAUUAUGAGGAUUGUUAAUCAUAAUAGCUUUUUGCUCUAGUUGCUAUUUUUUGAAUCAUUUCUCAUCCUUUUGUGAAGAGAAGAAAAGCUCCUGGCACGAAAGGAUUGGUAUACUUAAAGUCUUUUAAGUUGAUUUAAAAGGAUAGAAACCAUAACCCUACAAAUACAUUACGAGCCAAGUCACAGCUACUACCAAGUGGCUGUUAGGAGAUUUUGUGUAUUUGAAAAACUGCUAACUUAAUUUUAAGGUAGUGAAAAUAUCUUACAGUGAGUCUAUAUACUGAUAUCAGGCAGAAAAUAUAGGUUAUUUUUGUUUGUUUUACAAUUAUAAAGAUAUGGCUAGUAAUAUUGAAUUUAGAGCUUAAGAACUUUAUGUUCCUAAGAAGUUGAUAUCAGUUAGAAUUUUGAAGCUAGUUGACUUAAUAUGACUUCUGAGAUGUUGUGUUUCUUCUUACUAGUUGACAUUGUUAACCUAACACCCUGCUUUAGUGUCUGUUUUUCUGCAAAGUAUUUUAAUGCAUAUUCCCAAGGCUUAUUUCAAUAAAGGAAUGAAAAGGAGUUCUGUCAGUCUAUUUAUAAACACAAAAAUGCUUCUGAAGUAUAAUUCUUGAGUUUUGGUAUACUUAAUUUUACUUAUUUAGUUCGUUGUUUUUUUUUUUAACCAAAGAUUUUUCUUAUGUGAAAUGUUAGAACUGCUUAUUAUUCUUGGCAAGAUAGUAUGAAAGGAUAUUAAUUAAAAUUAAUAAAUAAGGGUAGGUAAAAUAGAUAAGGAUAAUUAUUUGUUGAUCGAUAAUUUUCUUUAUUAACAAGAACUUUUGCUGUGUCUUCAUUUGUAUGUCGGAUGUUCUCUUGGGCCUUUCUCUGUCCUUUCUUUUGUCUUCUAAGUUGAUAUAAGUACGCAACACAUAGAUCACAGCUUUAUUUUUUCCUCCUUUUUCCUUCUGUAGGAAGGACACACACCUUUUAUACAACUGGAGUUUAAAAGAAUUAGGUGGAAGUUGUUUGUUUGAAUGUUUCAGAAAGGUGGGAAAACAUGAUGCACACAUCUGUUGACUUUCCUAACUUGAUGUAGUCAGGACCAGAGCAGAGAACCACCUGGCUUCUAAGGCCCAUGUUCUAUCUUGAUUUGACUUUGCUUCAUAGGGCAGAGGAAACAGGCGAAGAAUCAUUUUCAGUACAAAAUGGUUCGAUUCAUCAAAAAGAUGCUGUAAAUGAUGAUGAUUUUGAGCCAUACUUAAGUAGCCAGACAAAUCAGAAAUAUAGGAGAGCAAAACAGUUGUUUCAUUGUAAUAACAGCUAUCCACCAAUGUCAGAUCCAUAUAUGCCUAGUUACUAUGCUCCGUCCAUUGGAUUUCCAUAUUCUCUUGGGGAAGCAGCAUGGUCCACGGCUGGAGAUCAGCCUAUGCCAUAUCUGACAACCUAUGGACAAAUGAGUAAUGGCGAACAUCAUUAUAUACCAGAUGGUGUUUUUAGUCAACCAGGGGCAUUAGGAAAUACCCCUCCAUUUCUUGGUCAACAUGGAUUUAACUUUUUUCCUGGUAAUGCUGAUUUCUCUACAUGGGGAACAAGUGGAUCUCAGGGACAAUCAACACAAAAUUCUGCUUAUAGUAGCAGUUACGGCUAUCCACCUAGUUCUCUUGGGAGAGCUAUUACUGAUGGACAGGCCGGAUUUGGCAAUGAUACUUUGAGUAAGGUGCCUGGCAUUAGUAGUAUUGAGCAAGGCAUGACUGGACUGAAAAUUGGUGGUGACCUGACAGCUGCGGUGACAAAAACUGUAGGUACAGCCUUGAGCAGCAGUGGUAUGACUAGCAUUGCAACCAAUAAUGUGCCCCCUGUUAGCAGUGCAGCACCUAAACCAACUUCUUGGGCUGCUAUUGCCAGAAAGCCUGCAAAACCUCAGCCGAAACUUAAACCCAAGGGCAAUGUGGGAAUUGGGGGUUCUGCUGUGCCACCACCUCCUAUAAAACACAACAUGAAUAUUGGAACUUGGGAUGAAAAGGGGUCAGUGGUAAAGGCUCCACCAACCCAACCAGUUCUGCCUCCUCAAACUAUAAUCCAGCAGCCUCAGCCAUUAAUUCAACCACCACCAUUGGUGCAAAGCCAACUGCCUCAACAGCAGCCUCAGCCACCACAACCACAGCAGCAACAAGGACCUCAGCCACAGGCCCAGCCUCACCAAGUGCAGUCUCAACAGCCACAGUUGCAGAAUCGUUGGGUAGCUCCUCGGAAUAGGGGAACCGGCUUCAACCAGAACAAUGGAACAGGCAGCGAAAACUUUGGUUUAGGUGUUGUACCUGUUAGUGCUUCACCUUCUAGUGUAGAGGUGCAUCCAGUGCUGGAAAAACUAAAGGCCAUAAACAAUUAUAAUCCCAAAGACUUUGAUUGGAACCUGAAGAAUGGACGUGUGUUUAUAAUUAAGAGCUAUUCUGAGGAUGAUAUACACCGUUCCAUCAAGUACUCUAUCUGGUGUAGUACUGAGCAUGGUAAUAAGCGUUUGGAUGCAGCUUACCGUUCCCUGAAUGGGAAAGGCCCACUCUAUUUGCUCUUCAGUGUGAAUGGCAGUGGACAUUUUUGUGGAGUGGCUGAAAUGAAGUCUGUUGUAGACUAUAAUGCUUAUGCUGGUGUCUGGUCUCAGGAUAAGUGGAAGGGCAAAUUUGAAGUUAAAUGGAUCUUUGUCAAAGAUGUUCCCAAUAACCAAUUACGACAUAUUCGCUUAGAAAAUAAUGACAACAAACCAGUAACCAAUUCAAGGGACACUCAAGAAGUACCCCUAGAAAAAGCAAAGCAAGUGCUUAAAAUAAUCGCUACUUUCAAGCAUACCACCUCAAUCUUUGAUGACUUUGCACAUUAUGAAAAGCGUCAAGAGGAGGAGGAAGCCAUGCGAAGGGAGAGAAAUAGAAACAAGCAAUAACCACCGUGUGGAGAUGUCCUAUUAAAAUGACAACACUAAUGAUGUAGACUCUGGAAAUGCCUAAUAAGUCAAAGAAGAUGUUAUUAAAGCUUUUUGUUUUCUGCUUAAGGUGACAUCUUUGAACCCUUUAACAUGAAAUUGAUUCUUCUUGUAAUGGUUUUCAUCAGCGCAUCUGCCCUUAUUCUCUCACCAAACACACUUGAGAACUGUAACUUCAUCAAGCACUUUGUGUCCUGAAGCUUUUACCAGUACCUGCUGUCUUUUGUAAUUAUGCAUCCUAGCUAAGGCACAGAAGACUGAAUGAAUUGCAAGGAUUCAUUAACUCUUUGAAUUUGUUAAGUACUAACAGUUAUCCAUUAGAAGUGGUUCAAUGAUGUAAGAGUCUCACUGCUUCAAUCUUUUCAUUGUUGUAGUUUUUAAAUUGUCAAUUUUUAGCUAUUUGACAGAUUAAAAGCAAAAUAAUCAUGCCAUAUUUAGUCCUGGAGUUCAAGUCUGAAUGUUUAUGUGAGAAAUUAUUGUAGCAAACUUUUAAUAUGGCAAAGCAACCUUAUGCUCUAUUUUAGCCAAACAGUACAUAAUCUAAAAUUAUAUAUUAGAACAUUUCCCUUGUCUUCAAACUAUUUGAUGUAACAAAUAUGCAGCCUGGUGGGCUUCACCAAUUAAUGCACAUCCCCCUCCUCUCCAGUUACAUGUACACUGAGAAUAUGCGUUGGUUUGAGGGAUUGUUUUGUUUCUACCACUUAAUGAAUCUCAACAUUUUGAGUAAAUGUACCUCAGUCUAAUCAGACUUUUUAUGACCUUUAUAACUACAUUUAAAACCCUUAAAUUCUAUUUCUGGGUGUUUGCGAGCCUGAUUGCUAUCAUGAAGUAAAAAUUUAUUACUCUAGGUAUUCACUAGAUAAAUAUAGUUCUUGUUUAGUAAGCAUAUACUGUUUCUCACCUCUUCUCCAGCUUUUGCAGUGUACUGGCAUCCUUAAAAUACUUUGAAAAUAUGGCCUUGAUCCAUGAAUUAAAUCAGUAUCUAAGUGAAUGUGUUGAUGUUUUAUUGAUGAGAUCUAUAUACAUGGGAAUACAGUAUAUAUCUGGGUAUUCUUAUAGAUAAUCUUUUUAACAUCCUAUUUUUUUCAUUAAUUACAUAUCAACAUUAAUUUUGUAUCUUGAAACAAAUUGAUUUUGUAUAAUUGAAUGUGUUGUGCAUCUGUAUUUGAUUUGACGGUAUAAGGUUAUGAAAAUAAUGUCCUGCCCCUUAUAUUACUGUUUUGAAAGGAGAAAGCUAUGUAGAAUGAUAUGUUAAGGGUGAAAAUAGCAAUACAGUAGAUUUGAAUGUCUUUUUGAUCUGCAUUAGUUCAUUUAUGUUUACAUCAUAGUUAGAGAUAUUUUCAUUUGCUCUUGUCUUUGCUCACUUCAAUUUGAAAGCCUCAUGACACAUAUUUCUUUGAAACUUUGAUUUAUAUAAUUUUUAUAAAAUGUUUUAGGAUGUACAAAUACUGUAUUUUCUUAUUAAAAUACAGUAUUUGUAAAUGACCAUAGCUACUUCACAGUUACUUGUUAGUCCCAGUGUAGUUAUAUCAGUGUUUACUGAAGGGAACACAAAAAUAUUAAUGGUAUAUUACAGAAUGAAAACUUUCUUAAAGGAAAAUUGCACCUAUUUUACAUUUUUGAGACUAAGCCAUGAAAUCUUGUAAUAUGUCUCUUAACUAUUUAUAAUGAAAGUUGGCAUUUGGGUAUAGUCAGCACAGCAAUGUUCUAUAUCCUUAAGAUUGUAUAAGUAGGACAUUUUAAAGAUGACACGUGUCAUUCUGGAGCUCCUACUAGAGAAAACUGUAAAAAGGGUGACCUUGUAGGAAGGAGCUGAGUCCUCCCCCUGAGGUUCUCUUUUUCUUGGUGCUUUAUUAGCAACUCUGGAUAUUUUUAUAAAACUAGAUACAUUAUAAACUAAUUCAGUCUUGUUUAAUUUACAUUAGGUUUUAUGUAAGAAAUGUCAUCAAAAUACCCAAUGAGCAGGCUGAUUGCAGUAGACUCAGACAGGGCCAGUGAAUCUCAGCUGAGAGUCUAUUCGUGGUGAAGAGAACAUCCCAGUGCCUUUAACCUGAAUUUCUAAUCUUAUGUGAAAUGGGUGCAGCAUUCCUUUGGACAAAAGCUUCCACUUGGUAAUUUUUGUGUUUUUCUCACUUUAAGUAUUCCCCAAAGCACCAACUUCUCUUCCUUCUUGGUCAGUCAGUAUAUUGUAAGAUUAUUUUCCAUUAAAUGACAUCAUUACUGGUUGUCUCUAAAGUACAACCAACAGAAUGUUUCUUAACUGCGGGGACCAAAAGGGAGAGACUCUGAGCUCUACAAGAGUAUAUAUAUAAUAAAAUGUUUGAAUAAUAUUAAAUUAAGACAUUAUUGGUCCUGUGAUUUCUUGCUCAGUGUUUUUCCAAGUUGUCAUUUGAAUGAUUCUUACUAAAGUUAUUUUAUGUGGGUAUUUUAUUUUUAAUGGUAUUAUAGUUUGUAUAUUUAACAGUAAGGGGGAAAGUAACCAAAAUUAGUAUUCUUUCACUAUACAUAUUGGUACUUGAAACUUCCUUUAAAAAAAAAUCAACAAAAACUCAAACUUUUAGUGCUUAAUUCCUCAUUUUAACCUGUGAUCUUUCUAAUUGAAAAGCUGUGUUAUUUUUGACUACCAUGCAUGUGGGGUUAAGCUGAUGUUGAAACAGUUUGCAGUUAAAAAAAAAAAAAAAACUUAAUCAGCUUAAGUCAUUCAAUCAUUUCAAGUGCGUUCUGCAUCCUUUAAAAGUAAGUUUGUGAGAUUUUAAGAGAAUUGUGUUUUCAUUAAAUUUUGUGUAUUUUUUGUUAUGCCAUGUAAAUUCCCUUUUUCCUAUGAUUAAAGGAAGGGUAUGAUGAAAUGAUUAGCUCAUUUACAUUUCACGUGUAGCAGUUACAUGAGAAUUUAAAUUUUGUCGUGUUUGGGUUUGUUCAUUCCUGUGAAUGAUGGUACAGUAGGUGAGAUUUUUUUUUGUUAUGGUACCGAACUCAUCUUUUGGUCCUCUUUAAUCUUUGAGGGUUUCAAUAAAAAUUGUUCACUCUAA
Molecule: messenger RNA, 6673 nt
Organism: Mus caroli (Ryukyu mouse)
Lineage: Eukaryota; Metazoa; Chordata; Mammalia; Rodentia; Muridae
Source: RefSeq, a predicted model, not a curated record